Molecule: messenger RNA, 651 nt
Organism: Scatophagus argus
Lineage: Eukaryota; Metazoa; Chordata; Actinopteri; Scatophagidae
Gene: c2h17orf67
Product: chromosome 2 C17orf67 homolog
Exons: 4
Coding region: 83-355 (90 amino acids)
Source: RefSeq, a predicted model, not a curated record
GAGAAUUGCUCCCUUCACCCCCUUUGGACUCUGGUCAGCACCUCAGAGCAGAGUAGGCUCAGACAGGAAAAAGGUGAAGAAGAUGAAGAAACUGGUGGUGGUUUUGCUGUGCCUGGUCCUGCUGACCAUCUACACAGAUGCCAACCCUAUCAUCAAGGAGAGCCUUGCGAAGCAGCUGCUCCGCAGCAAGAGGCAGGAUCGCCCAAUGAAGCCCGGCUACCCCGAUGAGCCAAUGAGGGAGCAUCUGCUCCACAUGCAGGCUCUGGAUCUGAGGGCCCGGGAGACCAACCUGGAGAACUGGCUGAACCCUCACUGCUACCCUCGCUGUGACAGGAACUACGGAUACCCUGUCUGAUGAUAGUGUCGACAGAGUAAAAGACCAGGAAUGAGGUCACGGACUCAACAGUGGCAACAAAGAAAACUCUGGAAGAAUUUCAAAAAAAAAUGGAAAAACUCUUUCUCCCUCUCUCUUUCCUGAAAUGUGACCAUGUGAAGACUGUUGAAAUGGUCGUGCAUGUAAUCUUAUAUGUUAGAGCUUUGUAGUUUACUAUUACCAGUAGUUUCUACAUUUAUUUUGCAUCACGUAUCAUCACAGAACGGAAUGUAUUAAUAGGAAAUUAAAUCAUAAAUAAAUCAAAAUGCAUGAGCGUC